This is a messenger RNA of Pocillopora verrucosa, 7471 nucleotides long. Lineage: Eukaryota; Metazoa; Cnidaria; Anthozoa; Scleractinia; Pocilloporidae. The record is from RefSeq and is a predicted model, not a curated record.
AUGAAGAAGACCGGAAUUUGCAUGUCCGAGGCCACUGAACAGGUUACUUGCGUGACAGACGAUGACAUCAUCGAUACGCUUAAUUCGUCGGAAAUUGACAUCCUUCCAGAUUCUUGGAAUCCGCGCCUGCGAGAAGUUUCGGUUACGCACGAUGCGGGACAAAUCUAUCUCACAUUUACCUUUCGAAGUUUAGACACGCACACCAUUAACAUGGACGAAGGUCGGAUUUUACACGUUCGAGCUAUCGGUAGAAAGAUAUCCAAGCAAGAAUUAAUGAUAUAUUUCCAAUCACGUAAACAAUCCGGAGGUGGAGAUAUCAGCUCGGUGGACUUGAGGGAAGGCGACGCGGUCAUAACAUUUGAAGAAAGCGAUGUUGCAAAGAGUGUCGUAAGAAGAGCGCCACAUACCUUAAAUGGAACUAAAGUGGAAGUUUCAUAUCGUGCAUUUGAUGAAGAGUUCCAUGCAGAGGACACAUCAGUUAAUCAGACCUGUGUUAUUAUCGUUCGAGGACUUCCUCAAAGUACAACCUUGGAUACUGUUUUGAAUUACUUUGAGAACACAAGGCGUUCGGGAGGUGGCGCCGUAGAGGAAGUGAAAAUCGAAGGCAGUGUAGCACGAGUGAAGUUUGAGUCAUCUGAGGUUGCAAAGAGUGUCGUAAGAAGAGCGCCACAUACCUUAAAUGGAACUAAAGUGGAAGUUUCAUAUCGUGCAUUUGAUGAAGAGUUCCAUGCAGAGGACACAUCAGUUAAUCAGACCUGUGUUAUUAUCGUUCGAGGACUUCCUCAAAGUACAACCUUGGAUACUGUUUUGAAUUACUUUGAGAACACAAGGCGUUCGGGAGGUGGCGCCGUAGAGGAAGUGAAAAUCGAAGGCAGUGUAGCACGAGUGAAGUUUGAGUCAUCUGAGGUGGCACAACAUGUUGUCAAGCAUGAUAAGCAGCAUAUCCUGAAUGGUGCUACUCUUGAUGUCAGUCUAGAAUUACUUGAUGAUGCGGAAAGUACAAGCAAAACUAUCAAGAUAACUGGCGUCGCUGCAAAGACCACAGAAGAUUCAAUUUCCAACUACUUUGAAAACGAGAGGCGUUCUGGGGGUGGAGAGGUAGAGGCUGUGGAUCUCCGACCUGAAGAAAAUGUAGCUUUCGUGACAUUCAAAGAUGUUGAUGCUGUAAAAAGUGUGUUACAACAUGGUCAGCACAUUCUCGAUGGAGCCACACUGAGUCUCAUGCCCAGCAACACAGCAACUGACUCGCUUGACAAAGUAAGAAUACAAGAAUCACGAACAAUAGAAGUUACUGGACUUGCUCCGAAAACAACUGAAGAUGCAAUUUUGAACUUUUUCGAAAACGAACGGCGCACUGGGGGAGGAGAGAUAGAACGUGUCAAUUUUAUUCCAGACCGAGGGGUUGCUUUUAUCACCUUCGCUGCGGCCGAAACUGUAAAAAGUGUCUUGGGACACAGUGAGCAUACUCUUGAUGGAGCCACACUGACUGUCACACCUCGUAGCACAGCCGUUGAACCAUGCAACGAGAAAGAAGCACAAGAGUCACGUACCAUUGAGGUGACUGGACUUGCUGCGACAACAACCAAAGACGCUAUUUCGAAUUUUUUCGAAAACAAACGGCGUUCCGGGGGAGGAGAGAUAGAGAGAGUGGAUUUUAAUUCAGACCAAGCAACGGCUGUCAUUACCUUUACCAAAGCCGAAAGUGCUCGUGGAGUCAUCAAUAAAGGAAGUCUUGUUUACGAUGGAGUGAAUCUCUUGAUUACUCUCAAACAACCCGCACGGAAACUGCCCGUGGACACGAGAAGACUCUUUGUGCAAGGCCUCAGUGAUAAAACUACCUCAGACGCUCUUCAAUCUUACAUGGAAGUAGUAAGUGGAGUGGAUGUCCUGAAUGCUGAGUUUGGAAAUGAAACAUGUGCAAUAGUUACCUUCAAUGAAGACUAUGAUUACAAAGCUGUUGCAAAGAUGAUCUCCAUGAAGCCACUGGAGGGAAAAAUCCCAGUAGUAGAGCAACUUCCAGUUUGUCACUGCGUGCAAGUAUCGGGUUUUAGCAAGGAAACAACUACUGAGGAUACUGUACGCUAUUACUUCGAGAGUCCAAAGAACAACGGUGGUGAAGUAAGCAGUGUGGAGCUCAAUCUAAAGGAAGGAUGGGCGUUGGUUUACUUCGAAGACCCAAAAGCUGUUCUAAAUGUCGUGGCGAGGAGUCACUCCAUUGGCGAUGCACAAUUGGGUGUCAGGCCUUAUUACUCUUUACUUGGAAAACCUCAGCCAGUUAAAGCUGAUGUUGAGCUGGUGCAAAAUAUCGCUGUAGAUGUAGUUAAAAUGCAGUUCAUUUUUGAACACUGCAAAGCUGAUCUGACAGAAGUUCAAAACAGGUAUGGUGUUCAGAUAACCUGGAUAGAAAGCACCGACAGCGUCACGGUCCUACCCAAAGAUGAGGCCUCAAGAGAUAAGUGCAGCUUCGAUGAGGCAUGUGAGGCUAUUGCUUCUUUCCUUGCUGAGUUUGUUAAAAGCUCUACGCGUGUUCCUCCGCAGGCUUGGGAUUAUGUAGUCGAAAACUUCAAGAAAAGUAAAAGUUCAGCGAAAGAAAAGCUAAGAAUUGAUCAUAUCCCUGAGCAGCACGUCAUCCUUUUCGUUGGGAAGAAGCAAGAUGUCGAGGAUGUUGCCGAAGAAUUGGAAGGGGUGAUGGAGGAGAUUGACAAAAGGCUGAGGAGAGAGGCAUCGAAAUUAGAAAGUACACUGUCUAUUCCAUAUAUGCACUUGCAGUUCUUAAAAAAUCUCGAAUUCGCCAAGGAACUGGAAAGUCGACAUGAAGAAAUUGAAGUCACCAUUCUACUUCAAAAGGGAAAGGUUCAAAUUCGAAGUCCUCCUGAAAUCAUCCAUAAGGUGAGUGCAGCUAUUUGGGAGGCAGUUGCCAAAAUGACAAAAUUGAAGCUAAACCUACCACAGAAUGCCGUCUCCUUGCUUAGAAGUACGCCCUGUCAGGCAUUCAUAAGAGAUAUGUUCACGGCCAACAAUUUACAAGCCAUGAUAGCCUUUGACGAGAAAAACGGAGAUUUAUCGGUAAUGGGGACGGAAAUUGAUGUCGCAGAGAAAGCUCACGAUUUAGUGAAAACUUUGAUAGUUGAGGAAUGCGUUGACCUGGAUGAAGAUCAAGUUCAGUUAGAGAAAAAUGGAAAGUGGCAUCAGCUGAAAAAAGAAAUAACAGAAAAACGCAUUUUAACACUGUCAUUUGAUAGAGGCAAUAAGAAGAUUUACCUCGUGGGCGUAAAGGAGGAUGUUUCGGUUGCUGUUAAGGCUGUCAAGCGUUUCCUCACAGAAAAUACCAUUAUCUUUAGCCUUGUGACACUUCCAAAAGGUUGUCACCGAUUUCUUGUGAAGUACCGCGAACAGGAACUUCAGCAAAUACAAGAGGAACUGAAAGAAUAUUCCACGCAAAUAAAGGGUUUGGCAGAUGAAGAUGAAGAUCAUUUGGUUGUCUCAGGUACUAGCUGUGGAGUUAACAAUGCUAAGGAACUGAUUCAAGAUCUGGCAUCUAAAGUUCAAAGUCAAAAGAUGCCUGUCAGCAAACCUGGGAUGAGUAAAGUGCUUGAUCGAAGCAAAGGAAAAAAAUUACUGAGCAUGUUAGAGAAUGAAAAUAAGUGCGUAAUUGAAUACUUUAAACCAAGCAGAGAUGACGCAAAGGAAGUGACAAAAGAAAAGAAAGCCGAAAAGAAGAAGGAGAGUUUGUGCGACCUUCUUACCCCGGACGGAAAAAGGAUUCUGGUGUUCAAAGAUAACAUCUGCGAUCGCAACGUGGAUGUGAUUGUUAAUGCUGCUAACUCAAAGCUUCAUCACGUGGGUGGUGUCUCAAAAGCCAUUUAUGAAAGAGCGGGAGAGGCCUUCAAGGCAGAGUGUGAUCGAUUUGUCAUUGAUACAGGACCAAUAUUGGACGGCCAAGUGGCUGUCACGUCUGCAGGAAAACUACCUUUUCAAAAAGUAAUUCAUGCUGUGGGGCCACAAUGGGGGAAAAAAGCAGCACAGGAAAAAUUGAUGGGGAAAACUCCAAGAGAGGAGAAGAUUUUAAGCUAUGCGGUGGAGAAUGCCCUAGACGCUGCGAAAGGCUAUAACUCAGUAGCCAUUCCUGCCAUUGGCACAGGCGUCUUUGAAUUUCCACGUGAACUGUGCGCCCAAAUUAUGGUAGAAUCUGUGCUGGCUUUUUUUCGAGAAAACCCGAGUUGUCUCCUGUCCGAGGUUCAGUUUACCAGUAUCGACGAUGGUGUCGUAAAGGCCAUAGCAAAUGAGAUGGAUUCUAAACUUCUUAACGAUCCCAAUUAUAAAUCGUCUACAGGCCCUAAAAGGAAAGAAAAAGAGAAAGAAAGAGCCACAUCAAUCCUAGAUAUUUCCUCAGCAACAGUUUCUUCCAAUACCGCUCCAAAUGUUAUGAAGACCGCUGAAGGUCUAGAAUUGGUUCUUGUCAUUGGUGAUAUGACAAGUGAAAAAGUUGAUGUUAUCGUCAACUCAACCUCGACGGAUCUGGAUCUAAGUAAGAACGCAAGUGCAAGGGCCCUGAGUGCCGCUGCUGGUCCCAAGCUACAACAAGAAUGUAAAUUGAUUGGCAAGGUAGAUACCGGGGAGAUUGUGGUUACAAGCGGGGCAAAUCUUGCGUGCAAGCACGUUUUCCAUACUUCAUCCGCCGGAUGGGAGAACGGAGCGGGCGAGAAGGUACUCCGGAGUAUCAUAAAGAAAUGUCUCGAAGAAGCUCAAAAGAGGAGUCUCUUAACAAUUUCCAUCCCCGCAAUUGGGACUGGGAACCUCAACUUUCCCCGUGAUUGCGUGGCUGCAGCUUCCUUUGAUGAAGUAUUAUCCUUCAGUAAGAAAAAUCCAAGCAGCACUUUGAAAGAAGUCCAUUUGGUCGUGUAUGAUAAAGAUUUGAAAUCGGUGCAAGCCUUCCAGACCGAACUGAAAAAAAGAGGUGGUGUAGGCUCAACUCCACCGCAGCCACCAGUGGGAACAGCAGAUCCGAAAGAUGGAAAGAAGAAACGUCGAGGUUGGAGCAGUGGUGGCGCCAAACGAUCUAAUGUAGAUACCCUUGAUGAUGUUGACGAUGCCUUGGGGGAAGAGCCUGUAAUAUUAAACCCCUCCCAACCCGAAAUAAUUAUUGGCAAUGUUGUUGUUCAAGCUGAGACUGGUAACAUCACAAAAGAAGUAACUGAUGCAAUCGCUACCUUAUCGAACAGCGAGCUCGAUGUUGCAAUGGGGGGUGGUGUAGGAAAGGCUAUCCUAGCUGCUGGAGGAUCAACUAUUCAAGCAGAAUGCUCAGCUAUGGGGUCCCAGAAGCCAGGCUCUGUGGUGGUUUCUAGCGCCGGAAAGCUUCAAGUGAGAAAAAUUUACCACAUGGUUCUAGAUUACGGCAUGAGCAUGCGUUCUAUAAGUGACUGCAUUUUGACGUGUUUGCGAAAAGCUGAUUCGGCUGGAUUGACCUCGAUUUCAUUUCCAGCUGUUGGAACAGGUAAUAUCAAUAAAGAUGCCAAAGAGGCUGCAGAGGGAAUGAUGGCUGCUAUUUUCAAGUUUGCGCGAGAGGAACCUGUAUCCAUUGCUCUAAUUCGCAUUGUAAUCUAUCAGCCCCACAUGUUAACUGUGUUCCAAACUGCAAUGGAAGAGAGCUUAUCUUCUGCGAAAGGUGGGACGGGUUUUCUCUCAAAGCUUGCUGGGUGGUUCGGAUUCGGACGAAGUGGCUCAGCAUCUUCACAUUCAAUGCCAUCGAUGCGCAUGUUUCACGGAAAAGGAAAGCCUUUCAGCUACAUAGAAAUUUUCGCAAGCAUUAAGCAAGACAUCGACGCGGUCAUCAAGAAAAUAGAAAAGGAUGUGGCUGAUCACUGCAAGCUGAAAGUAAUUGAGCGUGAAGCAAUUUGUAACCUUUCAAAGGAGCAAACACAACAAAUAAAGAGAUUGGAAGCUGAAUACGACGUCCAUGUUAAUAUCGAGCAGACCAUUGGUCGCAUAUCUGUAAGAGGUGAUGCAGAAGACGUUCUUGAGGUGGCCACUACAAUUUACGAAGUACUCAACCAGAAGAUCGAGGAAGAUCACACGAGAGGUGUUGGUGAGCUCCUUUCCAAAAAUGUACAGUGGUUCUCCUAUGACAGCGAUGAUGAUGAAACCCCAGAGCCCUAUGAGCCCAGCAUUAAUUUGCAGAUUGAAGAAGCCUUUGGCGAGGGAAAAGAUUCCGUUAUUGUAGCAAUCGAUGAUGCAAAAUGCAAAAUUGUUUUCAAGGACAUGAAGGAAACCUGCCUCGACGACGGAGAAGUGAGAGUCGUCGUUCGAAAAGAGAUUGGGAAAGGUGUUCCAUUACCCUUAGAGUGGGAUGUGCACCCAAAGGAUGGCUCUGGAAAAGAGAAAGAGGUACACCUAGUGCUCUUAGACCCUAACGCGAGCGAGUACAAAAAGGUGGUAGAAGAAGUGCGUAAGACGUCUACUGUUAACAUUAUCAAGAUCGAAAGGGUACAAAACCCUGUCCUGUACCGGCAAUACAUGGUCAGACGGGACCAGAUGGAACAUAAAAAAGGUAGCAAUGAAAAACUACUCUUCCAUGGAACAGCGGGAAGCAGCUGCCCCACCAUCAGCAAAUUCGGAUUUAACAGAAGCUACUGUGGCAAAAAUGCCACUGUGUAUGGAAAUGGUGUUUACUUUGCUCGAGAUGCAUCCUAUUCAGCAAGCACAACCUAUUCACCACCUGAUGCGACAGGAAACCGUUACAUGUAUCUUGCACGUGUCCUCGCCGGUGAAUACACGAAAGGACGGCAGGGAAUGAUAACUCCGCCUCCCAAGGGAAGUGACGCUACAGAUGCUUAUGAUGCUGUUGUGGAUAACCCCACAAAUCCAACCAUAUUCGUUGUGUUCUACGAUAACCAGUGUUAUCCAGAUUAUCUUAUAACUUUCAAAUGAGUAAGAAAAAGUCGUUAGGAAACUUUGAAUAACCAGUAUUGUUCCUUUUCUUUAGGGGGAGAAAGUUUUUUUUUUCUUGAAUUUGAGAGUGCUUCUAUGAGAGAAUCAGGCAGAAGGAUUAUCAAGGUCAAAUUACCGAUGUAGUUCCAAUCUAGCAAAAAUAGUUGAUAUUACGAACUAGAAGUAAUGUUGGGUGCUGAUCAAUAUUGUUAUGGUUUUUAGGAAAGAUGUAAAUACAUAUGGGGCGACAAAAGAUGUAAGUCUUGUUGAGUACUCCUGGUAAUCUAACCCUAAUUAACGCUGACCUUACUACCCAUUCCGUGAUGGCGAGCCUAUUUUUCAUUAUUUAAAGUGCGUUUUAGUCUGACCUUUUAGUGCCGCCCAAUAUAUGAUUAUAAUUUUGUCAUUUCUUGUAUCUGCUCCAUGAUCCCCCGAGUAAACGUGAUAACAUAAGGGGUAUCUUACAAUAAACAGUGGUUCAAAGCAAAUCGUCAAUUUGUAAUUAGGCACUUUCGCAUGCAGUUGUCAGUGAACACUCAUGCCA